UCGGUACGACAGGCAUUCUAACCCCACAACGCCCACAACUGUCAGAUUUUAACGCUUGAUAACUUUCUCAUCAAUGCCGAGCGACGAUUUUAAUUGCCGCCGUGUCGGCUCAGUGGUCAGUGAGCCGAGUGCCAAUAAUAAGAAUAAUUUUAAUUGCCGGAUCCUUUCGUCUCGUGUUAAAACGCGUCGAGCGAGCAUGAUUUUGUCGACAUGUGAACUGAAGCCCGUAUUCUAAAUAAUUACCCAAUAAACAAAGCACGACGGACGUCAAUCAAACCGACCGUAGGAAAUGGCAAGAAUCCCAAACGAUUCCGCGCAGCGACCGCGGUAUAGUUCAGUGUAAUUCAUAUAGUUGGCGCGAACACGAACGGCAGGUGUAUGUGCACAUGUACCGACCACACUUGCGAAAGCAUCAAACACGAGAACGUACAGAAUUAACGAGUCAGACAGGAUGUGAUUGCGCGAAUGACACGCGAGAAGAUGUCACGUUUGAAACGCGCCGCCAAGUGACAGCCGAGUAAUAUUCGCGUCUCGUGACUAGGUAUGCCGAGGACGCGCCGUAUUGGGGACUUUAGCCUACCUUUCAACAGCGGCGCCGACUCCAAUCUGUCACAGGAUCGAGUGCCUUUCGCGGCAGCAAUGUCGGCGGCAUGUCUCUCGUGGUGCUGACCGUGCACAGCAAUAAGAAUUGAGAUGUCACCGUUCCGGAGGAAAAAGUCCGGGAGGUCCUUCCCCGUCAAAGUCUGCACCUUGGACGCAGAGCUCGAAUUUAAUCUGGAGUGGCGAUCAACGGGCAGAGACUUGUUCGAUCUGGUGUGCCGCACGAUAGGACUGAGGGAGACGUGGUACUUUGGACUUCAAUACGAAGAUGCCAAGGGUUUUAUUUCCUGGUUAAAAUUAGACAAGAAAGUUCAAGAUCAAGGUAUUCCGCAGCAACCGACAACGUCGUUCAUGUUCUUAGCAAAAUUUUAUCCCGAGGAUGUGUCUGAAGAACUUGUACAAGAAGUUACUCAACAUCUGUUCUUCUUACAAGUAAAACAAGCUAUAUUGUCCAUGGAUAUUUAUUGCCCGCCUGAGGCUUCUGUGUUACUCGCCUCUUAUGCUGUCCAAGCAAAGUACGGCGAUUAUGAUGAGGUUUCGUAUCGCCCUGGAAUGCUUGCCAGUGAGGACUUGCUUCCACAAAGAGUUAUAGAUCAAUAUCAAAUGACGCCAGAAAUGUGGGAGGACAGGAUAAAAAUUUGGUACGCCGAUCAUCGUGGCAUGUCUCGAGAUGAAGCGGAAAUGGAGUAUCUUAAAAUUGGUCAAGAUCUCGAUAUGUAUGGUGUGAAUUAUUUUCCUAUUAGUAAUAAGAAGGAGACAGAUCUUUGGCUCGGGGUAACAGCAUUAGGCUUGAAUAUUUAUGAAAAGGAGAAUAAACUGGCACCGAAGACUACGUUUACAUGGUCGGAAAUUCGUCAUAUUAGUUUUGACGACAAGAAGUUCAUAAUUAAGCCUGUGGAAAAAAUAUCAGCAAACUUCAUGUUCUUCUCACAGAAAACUCGCAUGAACAAACUGGUAAAGAAACAGUCAGAUGCUAGCAGCUGGGUGAGGGGUUUGAUUGCUUUAAAGUUCAACGAUCAUAAUAGUGAUACAGCUGCUCACGUAUUAUUUGUUAAGAUCCUAGACUUGUGUAUCGGCAAUCACGAUCUAUAUAUGAGGAGGCGCAAACCGGACUCCAUGGAAGUUCAACAAAUGAAAGCACAAGCCAAGGAAGAAAAAUCCAGGAGGCAAAUUGAAAGAAAUAAAUUAGCACGAGAAAAACAAUUAAGAGAAGCAGCAGAAAGGGAAAAGGCUGCGAUGGAACAGCGACUUUUGCAAUAUCAAGAGGAAAUAAGACUAGCGAAUGAAGCUCUUAGAAGAUCUGAAGAAACGGCAGAUCUUUUAGCUGAGAAAAGUCGUGUGGCAGAAGAAGAAGCAAUGCUUUUAAGUCAGAAAGCAUCGGAAGCUGAACAAGAAAUUACUCGUAUACGGCUGAACAACAUGAAGACUGAAGAAGAAAAGGUCCAUUUAGAACGAAAAACUAGGGAGGCUGAAUUAUUAACGGAAAGACUGGUUCAAGAAUCGGAACGUAGAGCUGCUGAAGCGGAAAAGUUGAAGGAUGAGCUAUUACGAGCAAGGAUCGCAGAAAAAGAAGCUAAAGAAAAAUUGUUAGAGUUCCUGAGUAGAAAUGCCUACACUGCUACCAUAACCCCUGUGCCAAAUCUAUUUCCCUCUACGCAAGUGCUUCCAUCAGAUCUACAAGCAGAUCUUCAGACUUUGCAACUAGACGCAGAACCUUUACCACCAGACUUAACAUCCUAUGAUCUUAUUGGUGAUGGAGAUGUUGAUCAACUUUCAUUAGAGAUUGAAAGGGAAAGGAGUGAUUAUUUGGAGAAGAGUAAACAUUUGCAGGAACAAUUGCGAGAAUUACGUUCCGAAAUUGAGGGUCUGAAGGUCGGUGAAAAGCAGUGUGAAUUGGAUCAGUUGCACGAGGAACAAGUCCGACUCGGCGAGAAUAAAUACAGUACACUAAAAAAAGUCAAAUCUGGAUCUACUAAGGCUAGAGUCGCCUUUUUUGAGGAAUUGUAAUUCUUAAAAGUAGUGUUAGCAAACGUGAAUUAAUAGAAUACUAGUAAAAUUCAAUUAAUACUUAAAAAUUAAAAAGAUCAUACAGAUAUACAUAUGCGCAUGCACACACACACAUACUCACACACCAGAGGGAGGAGCAGCGUAUCCACAGACAUAAUAUAGAAUACUCAAUUGUGCUAUAUUACAGAGUAUUCCAUUUCUCGAUUAGAUUUCUUAAUAAAUUUGGAACUAUCUUAUAAAAUUUCUGAAGAUGUUUCACAUAUAUGUAUUGAAUAUAGAAAAUUACAUUACAUAUAAAAACAAGACUGUUCGAAAACAUCACUCGCGUGACCUAGUGUAUUUUUUAUCCUCGUUGCUCACCAAGUGUUAACCACAAAUAAAAUGAUACACUGAGUCACUCGAGUAAUGAUUUCAAACACUACCUAGACUAAACCAAAAAAAAGACAUCUAAAAAAUGAAUCAGUAAUCGAAAUCUUUUCACUCUAUGGAAAACUCUCUUACUACUGAACUUUACACUCUAAUAUUCUACCUCUUUAAUGAUGCUAUACUUGUACAAAUUUUUUCAGUUUUAAGUUUUUAGUAAUAAAUUUUUCAUUUUCAAUAAUUCAGGAAUGGAACAUUCUGUAUACAUGUACAAAAUAUGUAUAUUUUACACUGGUAAAACAAUAUAUAAAUAUAUACAGUAGGA
This is a messenger RNA of Vollenhovia emeryi, 3295 nucleotides long. It is a transcript of the gene Mer, whose product is annotated as merlin. Bases 694 to 2607 code for a protein of 637 amino acids. The record is from RefSeq and is a predicted model, not a curated record. The transcript has 9 exons. Gene Ontology annotation, cellular component: adherens junction; apical part of cell; filopodium. NCBI's taxonomy places the organism in Eukaryota, Metazoa, Arthropoda, Insecta, Hymenoptera, Formicidae. Gene Ontology annotation, biological process: regulation of organelle assembly; positive regulation of early endosome to late endosome transport; regulation of gliogenesis. Gene Ontology annotation, molecular function: actin binding; cell adhesion molecule binding.